UCUCUCCCACCUGUCCUCGACUUCCCGUGCUCAGACCAGAGCUGCUCACUCCUCUGCCGGCCCCUCUCUGGCUGGGUCCGUGUGCACAGCUGCAUAUCUUUUCAUCUUUCCCUGUGUGUGGCUGUUUCUUUCUACCUGUAGUGCUUCAGUGGAGGGGCGGGGGGAAAAGGAAGCCGUCGGCCGGUGGAGCUCUGAUGGGAGGCAGCGCUGGCUCUGUCUGGGACUGGGGAUGCUGACCAGGGGGAGGGAGGGCCUGUUUGAGCUGGGGCAGCAGCUCCAGCAGCAGGGGGAGUAUCAGGCCGCCCUCCACUGCUUCCUCAGCUGCCUGUUGGGCCUGACCCAUGUGCAGAGCUUCACCUAUUUGCCCAACUGCCUCCACCAGAUUGCAGAACUCUUCAUCACUGAAAAGAAUUAUGGUCCACACGCACUCGCCUUUUGCCAGGUGACUCCCAGAGAUGAGAAGGCCCUCCAGUUCAUCCAGGCUGAGAAAAUGUUCUAUGAGGUGGCGUUGAUCGAGCUCACCACUCUUCACGGGAGCACAGCAGGGCCUCAGGAGGAGGCCACGCUGGGCUCUGGAGGAUGGACGACCCCAGAGGAGCUGUCGGAGCAGGCCUCCCAGGCACAGCAGCUCGAGCGGCUAGCCCAGCUCUGCAUCUUGAGCAAACAACCGCAUCUUGCUUUAGAAUACAGCGGUAAGGCUGCAAAGAUCCACCAGAGGGCCUUUGGUAACGACCACCCCAUCACAGCCAGAAGCCUGGAGCUUAUGGCUACUGUCUAUGUUGAGAUCGGCAAGACUGAAUAUUCAGACUCCCUGGGUCAGUGCGUCUCGGCGCUGUCCAAACGCUUUGCUGCCGCAGAGUCCAUCCGAGACACCGUCAGCUGCGUUCCUCAUUCCCCCCGGGAGAAACACUCAGAGGUCCGCCACAGAAAGGACACCCACCACCCCCAGGAGGAGGCGCUGGAUCCUCAGGUAACCAAUGGCAAAGUCCCCGCCUCCAUCCUAAAGAGGCCCAGUCCCAACUACGGGCCGGACGCAGAACCGAACCACAGGCGGAAAGGCGAGCGGAGAGUUCGAUUCCGGGAUCCAGAGACCACGGUACAUGCCUAUGAGACGACAGCGCCGCGCCCACACCUCGCCCUGUUCACCUGCCUCCUCCUGCUGAUGUCAUUCCUGGGUGUGGCCAUGUACUGCACAGACCGGCGGCGCCCACAGCGGGUGUGUGAGGAGCUGGAGGACGGCCUGGCCGUCUACCUGCUGCAUAUGAAACGGCUCGUGUGGGGCUGCUGGAUAUGGCUGACCAUGCAGUGACUGAGACCCACCACAGGGGGAGACUUGGGGCCUCCUCUCUUUUUUUUCAGGGCCCUCUUUUUUCCUGUUUCUGAAGGAGCCUCCGAACACCUCCGCCUUUUGGCAAGGCUCUGUUUGUGGCGUUAAACCACUCUCGCAGUAAAAAAGGGAAAAAAGAUUAUUCCCAGAAAAAUGUAGCUUCCAUGGCUUUAUGUACAAAUGUGCUAAAGUCAUGCCAUUCCUUCAUGUACGAUUUUCUGUCUAUGUGUGUGAGUGUUUCCAUGGAAUGCUAAUAUUUAUUUAGUUUCAAUACAUGAUUUGGGUACAUCCGAUCUUACACAGAACUGAAUGCGUAUGUAUAUAUUUCCGCCUUGUAAUUGCACAUAAAUGAAUGUAGAGAAGUUUGGAAACGGCUUUGAUUGGAGGAGGUGGACAGAAGCACAAUGUUGGAACUGUUGGAUAAUUAUCUGAGAGAUAGAAAACACAGGGCUGCAUCACUUCACAGCACCAGGUUGAAUGUCUACCAGAUGAAACACAUCUUUUUCUUUCCAGGCCGUCUGUCUCCAGCUGAUUCCCAGCUCCACUUAGGAGAAAAUCUACAGCACAAUGUUCUGAAUUUUCUCAUCUUAUCUCAUAUCGAAGAGAAUAUACUCGUACUGAAUGAAUACUAAUGCUUUUGACAGUGUUCCUCUUUAUAACCGCUUGAAUCUCAGAAAAUAUCCUCGAUCCUAAAUGUUAUUUAUUCUUCUAUGCUGUAUAUCUGCAUCUACGAAAAUAUCCAACUUUCAAAUAUUUUUUGAAUUUUUUUUUUUAAAGCGUUAUAUUUCUAUUUAAAAACUAAUAUUCAGGUGUUAUCCGUGAUGUCAAAUGCUCAUCGAGCUUUGGACAAAAAUAAUAUGUCUGAUUUGUAUCAAGUUCAUUGCCAUUAAUAUGAGGCCAAACAGAAAUAUGACCAUUGAUGAUGAUUCUGUAUGUUAUUUAGCGAAUCCCUUUAUCGAAUGAAGCAACAACAAACAAAACAGACAGAAAUCACACAAAUGGAUUCUAGGACUCAUCAGGCACAGAGAUUCCAGAGACCUCUCGAUAUCGGCAAUAACACUCAUGACAUGGUUCCCAGUAAAACAUCUUUAUAUAACAGGUUUCAGGGAAAUCGUUGUAUUUGAGGUUUUGCGUUUGAAUGUCAAAGCAAUAUCCGGCGAACACGCCUGUGUAGAAGAAGAAACACACUCUGCUCUGUACUGUCAAACCACAUUGUCAUGAGCAAUAAAACAAUACCCAGUGAACUCAUGUCCUGCAUAGACACGUUGAGCUUAGAUGCUGCAUUUCUCGCCUGUCCAAAAGGUUAUGGCCACUUUGUAAGAAGUGCCUUUAUGGAAGGUUUCCUUCGCUCCGACCGCUUUGUGAGUUUGGUUGUUUUGAAUAAAACUGUCGUUGCCUAUCAAGGUCAA
Messenger RNA from Pseudoliparis swirei, 2736 nucleotides. RefSeq names its product chromosome 11 C14orf180 homolog (gene c11h14orf180). Gene Ontology annotation, biological process: positive regulation of Golgi to plasma membrane protein transport. Gene Ontology annotation, cellular component: plasma membrane; transport vesicle; trans-Golgi network. Bases 230 to 1309 code for a protein of 359 amino acids. The record is from RefSeq and is a predicted model, not a curated record. Lineage: Eukaryota; Metazoa; Chordata; Actinopteri; Perciformes; Liparidae. The transcript is spliced from 10 exons. Gene Ontology annotation, molecular function: connexin binding.